GGCAAUGUUUGGUUACACAGUCAGUGUCACACUCACACACCCGCGGAAAAACGCCGUCCACUGAAUUCCACGUGUCGAAACAUAAUUGGGUAGUUAGAGUAACCACAGUGACGGAACAGUAACACCAGCAUUACCCUUUAGUUUCCCCGUCACUUUCUUUCUUCCGUAGUUUCCUCAGACAAUCAAAAACCUCUUCUUCUUCUUCAGAGCUUUGUUUUUUUUUGCGAUUUCAACAACAAAAAUGGCGAAAUCUGACAUUGAAACUGGUGGUGGUAACGAGCUGUAUCCGGGAAUGAAAGAGAGCUCGGAGCUUCGUUGGGCUUUCAUAAGAAAACUUUACAGCAUUUUGUCUCUUCAGUUGCUUGUCACCGUCGGAGUCUCCGCCGUUGUUUACUUCGUCCGUCCGAUCCCCGAGUUCAUCACCGAGACUCACCGUGGCCUUGCCGUCUUUUUCGUCAUCCUCCUCCUUCCUCUCCUCCUGUUGUGGCCUCUGUUGGCUUUUGAGAAGAAGCAUCCGAUAAACUGCAUUGUCCUGUCCAUCUUCACUCUCUCCAUUUCCUUCUCUGUGGGGAUUUGCUGCUCUCUCUCCCAAGGGAGGAUUGUUCUGGAGGCUGCAAUUCUCACAGCUGUGAUGGUCUUUGGUCUAACGAUCUACACCUUCUGGGCAGUGAAGAGAGGACAUGAUUUCUCCUUCCUUGGACCAUUCCUCUUUGGUGCUCUCCUCAUUAUCCUUGUCUUCACCCUUUUGCAGAUAUUCCACCCUCUGGGGAAGCUAUCAUCGAUGAUAUUCAGCGGAAUAGCUUCAAUAGUGUUCUGCGGAUACAUCAUCUUCGACACCAAUCAGCUGAUCAAGAAACUCAACUACGACGAAUAUAUCACUGCAGCGAUUCGUCUAUACCUCGACGUUAUGAAUCUCUUCCUCAGUCUCCUCGGCAUUAUAAGCAACUGAACGUUAUGAAUCUCAAUCUCCUAUAGUAUUCUACUUAUUCCAGACAUAGAUUUAUCGAAUAUUAAGAACACAUGUUUAUGGCUUGAUUAAGUUGUUAACAAUACCAAAGGUCCAAAACAUUCUACAUAAGCAAACAAUCCUUAAUGAUUUAUUUGUCUCCUUGUGAGUUUAGA
Molecule: messenger RNA, 1122 nt
Organism: Arabidopsis thaliana (thale cress)
Lineage: Eukaryota; Viridiplantae; Streptophyta; Magnoliopsida; Brassicales; Brassicaceae
Product: Bax inhibitor-1 family protein
Exons: 4
Coding region: 242-949 (235 amino acids)
Biological process (GO): calcium ion transmembrane transport
Cellular component (GO): membrane
Source: RefSeq, marked reviewed